Entamoeba dispar SAW760 is the source of this 2508-nucleotide messenger RNA. RefSeq lists its product as uncharacterized. The transcript has a single exon. Bases 1 to 2508 code for a protein of 835 amino acids. Gene Ontology annotation, molecular function: protein binding. The record is from RefSeq and is a predicted model, not a curated record. Lineage: Eukaryota; Evosea; Mastigamoebida; Endamoebidae.
AUGUCUGAAAUAGUUCAUUCAUUUCAUAUAUCUAAUAAAGUCCUUCAAGGGAGAUGUUCAACACAAAAUGGAAUUAAAGAAAUAAGUAAUGAAUUAGAUGAGGAAGUUAUUUAUUUAGUAAAAGAAUUAAAUAACAAAACAAUAACAGAAGAAUGGCAAUUAAUAGAUAAUGAAUUAGAAAAUCCAAUAGUAUUAAUUAGAACAUAUUUAUUAUCAAAAAAAAAUGAAACUAUUUUACGAUCAUAUGCUACAAUUCCUAAAUACUAUUUAUUAAUUAAAAAUAUAUUAGAAAGAAUUGAACGAAUUACUGAAUUACUUCCAAGUGUUUUAGAAACAGAAAGUUUUGAUGACUUUUUUAUUAAUAAUGUUAUUAUAAUGGAUCCAACAAAAUUUUAUGGUAGAGUUACACAUUCAUAUAGAUAUAAAGAAAUUUCUCCACAAGAAUGUGCUCAUGUUUUUUCACAUUUUCAACAACCAAUUUGGAAUUAUCAUUUAUUUUAUGCAAAAGACGAAAAUAAAAUGACUUCAUUUGUUAUGCAAUCAAAAUUUCUUGUCCAAGAAAAUUCUAAAGGUUCUUUAUUUCAUUUGGUUAAUUUACAAAGGAAAUUCAUUAGUAAUAUCUUUGAUCAUAUCAGUGGAGAUCAAGAAGUUAAAGACAUGAUGUUUUUAGAAAGAACGUUUAAUAAAAUGGUUUACAACCAAGAUGUUUUUCCAGUAAUUAUUCAUAGAAAUGCUGUAUUUAAUGUUUUUGCAAACUAUGAUUUUACUGAAAUUGUUAUAAAAGGAUCAAGUGAGUAUCAUCAAAAAUUUAAUGUUCUUUUAGAAGAUUUAGAGCAUAAAGUUUAUGGCAAUAUUAUUUAUCCUAAAAGUACUCUAUUAAAGAAAGGAAAUCGUCAAAAAUGUUUUCAUAAAGAAUCACCUUUUUUUAGUAAAGAAUUGGUUUCAACUGAUUUAAUUAUUGGUAAAACUAUUUCUGAAGGUAAUAUUUUUUUUGGAUGUCAAAGUGUUGGACAAGGAAUUAGUUUAUGUCAAUACCAUCACGUAAGUCCUGUAAAAUUUGCUGUUGUUCUUUCUGCUGAAAGAACAGAAACAUUUAAUGGAAAAGCAAAAUCUAUAUUUUAUUAUCAUUAUUUUGUUCCUGAAUUAAAUCUUAAUGAUGUUAAAAGGUUUAGUGGAUGUAUUCGUAAUAUUAUUAUUGCUAAACUCAUAAUGAGAAUUGGUUUUGAACAAAAUGUUAGUCUUAAAAUUGAUAGACCAAAUUCAGGAGAUUUAAACUUAGCAAAAAAUAUGUUAUUUUGUGCAUUACAAAUAAAAAGAACUAUUGAAGAUAGAAAACGCUUACAACAAUUAGAAAGAAAAAAGGAUAUUACCAAAAUUAAUCAUUGUUUUAUUUAUCUUCUUGAUGAUCGUAGUUUUCAUUAUUUAAUUAAAAUGUUAUGUCUUGAAGAUCUUAUGAGUUUAAGAUGUACUUGUAAUCGUUUUAAAAAGUUAAUAGAUGAAAGUACAGAUAUUUGGAGAAACUUUUAUGAUUUAUAUUAUAAUCCUCAAACUCAACCAAAAACAUUUUUUACUUCAGAACAUAGUAACAUUAAAAAUUAUUCAUUACUUGUAAGAAAGUGUUAUAAAAUACGUCAAAACUGGAGAAAUAAAAAAUGGUCUAAAAGAAGUAUACUCACUCCAUUUUAUGCACCAAUUAAUUAUAUUAGAGUAAAAAAUGAUGAUUGUAUUGUUGUAGGAAGUGAAAAUGGAUAUUUUUCUAGAAUUGAAACAAAAAAUAAUGAAUUUAUUAAAGUUCGUGAAGGAUUACCUAUGAGUCUUCUUGCAGGGAUGAAAUGUAGUUUUGAUUAUUCAAAUGAUCUUUAUGUUUAUUUUAGAUCAGGAGAAAUAAGAAAAUAUACAAAUAGUACUCUUAAAUUUACAAAAUAUGAAUGUCAUCCAUAUGAAAAAGUUAGUUUUGUAAAUAAUUCUAUAAUUGUUGGACUAAAUGAUACAACAUUAUCUGUUGUUGAUUUUAUUUCACAAAAAACUCUUAAUAAAUUUGUUCCUCAUUCUGUUGAAAUAACACAUUUUUGUUGUAUUAAUCCAAAUAUUGUUGUAUCAUCUUCUAUUGAUGGAACUAUUGCUGGUUUUGAUUUACGUUCCAAUCAACUUGCUUUUAGAACAUUAAGUUAUAGAGAAGAAUUAACUUCUUUUGAUUGGAUUGAUGACUUUAUUAUCAGUGGGUCUUGUAAAGGAAGAAUGAAAAUGUGGGAUUUGAGAAUUAAUAUGUGUUGUUGUGAAAGGACUGUACAUUUUAAUGCAAUUAAUUCAAUGUUUUGUUUCAAUAGGAAAGUAGUAAGUGGAGGAACAGAUAAAGCAGUUUAUUGUUGUGACUUAUCACGUGGGUGGUUUGAAAAUGUAUUAAUGAUGUACAUGCAUCCAAGUACUGUAACAUGUGUUUCAUUAAAUGAUUGUACAUUAUCUACUGGUUCAGAAGAUGGAGUAUUAAUAUGUUCUCAAUUUUGUUAA